AUGAGUUCCAGACAUCGCGACCGAAGUCGUUCCCGGUCUCGGGAUCGUGAUCGGCAUAAAGAUCGAGACAAGAGCAAGACACGAGACCGAGAUCGCGAUCGUGACCGCGAGCGUGACAAGGAUCGUGAUCGAGACCGUAAUCGUGAUCGCGACAGAGAUCGUGAGAGAGAUAGAGACCGACAUCGAUCUAAAAGGGAAAAAGACAGGGAGCGUAGUCGUAGCAGAGACCGCGAUCGCCAUAAGGAAAAGCGACGAAGCCGGAGCCGUUCGCGGAGUCGAAGUCGCGGAAGAAAGUCCAAGGACAGGGAUGGCACAAUUGCCUUGUUGGAUCAGAUGGUGGGUACAACUACAAAAGCUACCGCGCGGCAGGUCACCACAAACGGCUCUAUUAACCCCGCUACCCAGGCUGCUAUCCUCGCAGCUGCAGCCGUAGCUCAGACGUUUGUGGCGCAGCGUCGGAUUGCGGCGCCGGUGCAGCCGGCGGCGGCGGCGGCGGCCGCGCUGUCGGCCGCCACGGCCAUCCCGCCGCCCACCUCCGUGCAGCAGAAGCUGGAGCUGAUGCAGGCCAGGACCGAGUCGCGCCACCACCGGGACAAGCGCGAAGACUACCACCCCGACGACGACAAGGAGGACGGACAGGGUCCACCGGGUGAGACGGCAGCGGAACGCCGUGCCAGACGUCGCCGCACUCGUUGGAUGGGAUCCGAGCAUGACAAGACUUUCAUCCCGGGCCUACCCACUGUCCUGCCCUCCACGCUCACCCGCGAGCAGGAGGAGCAGUAUCUACUUCAGCUGCAGAUCGAGGAGGUGAGCCGCAAGCUGCGCUCCGGGGACCUGGGCAUCCCUGCCAACAUCGAGGAGAGGUCGCCGUCACCCGAACCCAUUUACUCCACGGACGGCAAGCGGCUGAACACUCGGGAAUACCGCACUCGCCGCAAACUUGAAGAGGAACGGCACCGUCUAGUGCAGCGCAUGCAGCAGAUCAACCCGGAGUUCAAACCCCCUCCAGACUAUAAACCACCCAUCAUACGAGUCCACGACAAGGUGAUGAUUCCUCAGGAAGAACAUCCUGAUAUCAAUUUCGUGGGACUUCUCAUUGGACCUCGUGGGAAUACUCUUAAAGCGAUGGAGAAGGAGACUGGCGCCAAGAUCAUUAUUCGUGGAAAAGGUUCUGUAAAGGAGGGCAAAGUGGGCCGCAAGGAUGGUCAACCACUUCCUGGUGAGGACGAGCCCCUACACGCCUACAUUACCGCCACAAAUGCUGACUGUGUUAAGAAAGCCGUCGAGAAGAUCAAGGAAGUUAUCCGUCAAGGUGUGGAGGUUCCAGAGGGUCAGAACGACCUGCGGAGAAUGCAACUUCGGGAAUUGGCACAACUGAAUGGAACUUUACGAGAGAACGACGGCCCGCGGUGUGCCAACUGCACCGCCACGGAUCACAAGACGUGGAUGUGUCCAGACAAGCCGAACGUGACAAACAGCAUUGUGUGCUCGUCUUGCGGAGGAGCCGGCCACAUUGCGAGAGAUUGCCGAGCCAAGCGGCCCGGGCAAGGACAGAUACUGCAUCACGCCAACAAGGCGAAGAUCGACGAGGAGUACAUGUCGCUGAUGGCAGAGCUGGGCGAGGCGCCUCCCACUUCCGGCGUGGGCGUGGGCGGGCCGCGCCGGCCCACGCCUGGACUGUUUCAGCCCACGCACGCGCCACGAGCUAUUAUGGCGCCGCCUGGUAAUAUCCCGCCAUCUUUGCCGCCGCCGCCGGGUGCAUUCCCGCCUCCCCUGCCCCCGCAUACUCAACCCGCCCCGCCGGGACAACCCGGACAGCCCGGACAACCCGGACCGCCCGGACAACCCGGACAACCUGGCCAACCCGCGCCCUGGCUCGCGGGCGUGGCCAGCAACCAGCCGCCGCCGCCGGGCAGCGCGCCGCUGCCGCCCGCCUUCCCGCCGCCGCACCUACAGCCGCCGCACCCCCACCACCAGCACCACCAGGGUGACAACCAAAUGGGAGGAGGUCCAAACAUGCCAGGUGGACCUCAUAUGCCUCCGCCACCACCUGGUCAGUAUUAA
Messenger RNA from Parnassius apollo (apollo), 2064 nucleotides. Lineage: Eukaryota; Metazoa; Arthropoda; Insecta; Lepidoptera; Papilionidae. The record is from the annotation of a GenBank genome assembly.